Messenger RNA from Brassica oleracea var. oleracea, 834 nucleotides. RefSeq lists its product as uncharacterized. NCBI's taxonomy places the organism in Eukaryota, Viridiplantae, Streptophyta, Magnoliopsida, Brassicales, Brassicaceae. Gene Ontology annotation, cellular component: plasma membrane. The transcript has a single exon. The coding region runs from base 1 to 834 and encodes 277 amino acids. The record is from RefSeq and is a predicted model, not a curated record.
AUGGCACCAAACGAUAACCAUUUCCCAUCUUCAAAGCCAUCGUCCACCGCUACUCCUCCGCCGAUCCCAAAUGGAUCAACAACAAACUCUAAACCCAAUCCCCUUCCGCCACGUCAGCCUAUCCGUCAACAGCUCUACUCCGACCACCGUAACCAGCAACAACAACGACGACGGUGGCAGCGGCCAAGCAACCGCCGGAUCUGCUGCUGCUGCUGCUUCUGGUCGAUCCUAAUCCUCCUCAUCACCAUCCUCGUCGCUUCUCUGCUCGCAAUCGGGCUCUACGUCGUCUACCAGCCUCGCCCGCCGUCGUUCACCGUCGCGUCGCUCCGAAUCCACCGCUUCAAUCUCACCGCAUCCCCCGAUUCCUCCGCCGCGCACCUCUCCUCCCUGUUCAACUUGACACUGAUCACCAAAAACCCUAACUCUCAGUUCGUCUUCGAUUACGAGCCGUUGUUAGUCUCCGUCGUGACUGAUCCGGAUGCGAUCUUCCUCGGGAACGGCACGAUUCCGGCUUUCUCGAGCGGAGAGAGGAAUCUGACUUCGUUCAGAGGAGUCGCGGUGGCGUCGACGGAGGCUCGCGAGCUUGAUUUCGGCGAUGGCUUGGGAUUGAAAUCGGAUUUGAAGCGGAGGAGUGGAUUGGAUCUGAAGAUACUGAUGGACACGAAGGUGGAGAUUAGAAUGGGGAAAUUGAAAAGCAAGAGAGUCGGGAUUAGGGUUUCUUGCGGUGAGAUUAGAGGGAGCUUGCCUAAAGGUAAAGCCGUCUCGAUGGCUUCCACUGAUAAAUCCAAGUGUAAGGUUGAUCUCAGGAUCAAGAUCUGGAAUUGGACAUUUUAA